ACAUUCUAAUCACAGUCCCCAUCCAAUCGCAGAUUGACUAGCACCGUACGGAAACGCAGUUUCAUCGUCCGAAGAUGUCCGAGAGUAAAUCUUUCCAAGCGCUUCUCCAACGGCCCCUAGAGCCGUCGUUCAUGCCGAAGGACGAUGGCAAAACGUCACUGAUUAUUCCGGAUGAGUAUCUGAGUGAUCGUUAUCGUCCAUUGGCAGGAGAUUUGCAGAGUCGUUUCACGAGUGGUACUGAUGUCGAAAUCCCGGUACGGAAUGUUGGUAUUCCGGACCUUGCGUUUGCGGAGGUUAUAGAUCGUCGUGGGGCGUUCUCGUUGUUCAUCGAGAAACAUCGGGAUAUUGCUGGUCGGUUAAUCGAUGUGUUUGUCAAGGUUGUGGAUCCUAGCUCCUUGGUGGGAAUCGCAACUUAUGCCAGGGAUCGGUUAAACCCGGUUUUGUUCCAGUACGCCUUGUCAGUGGCGUUGCAGCAUCGCCCCGAUACCAAAGAUGUACCGAUACCCUCGAUUUUGGAACUGUUCCCUGAUCAGUUCGUGGAUCCAACAACGUUCCCAAAGUUGCGCGAAGAAGGAAGCGUCGUCGAUCAAACCAAAAGGACGGCCAUUGACAUUCAACCCAACUUCACUGCUUCGGAUCGAGAACCGGAACAGAGAAUGGCUUACUUCCGCGAGGAUAUCGGAGUCAACAUGCACCAUUGGCAUUGGCAUUUGGUGUAUCCUGCUGGAGCUCCUCCGGAAAUUGCUCGCAAGGAUCGUCGUGGAGAAUUGUUUUACUACAUGCACAGCCAAAUUAUCUCUCGUUAUAACGUUGACCGGUUCUGUAACCGUCUUGGACAGCUUCAGCCACUGACGAACCUUCAAGCUCCAAUUCCAGAGGCGUAUUUUCCAAAAAUGGUUCGCAGUCUGAACAAUCGUGCCUACCCGGCUCGGCACGAUAACCAAGUCAUGCGUGAUCUCAAUCGAACAGAUAGUGAUACGGUCGUUACUGUGAAUGAGUUACAGCGUUGGAGGGAUCGCGUCUACCAGGCAAUUGAUCAGGGUUUCGUUGUUGACUCAUCCGGUAAAAAUAUUCCAUUGGACGAAGUUAAAGGAAUCGAUAUAUUAGGAGACUUGGUGGAAGCAUCCACUUUAUCCGUGAACAGAAGGCUGUAUGGAAGUUUGCAUAACUUUGGCCAUGACUUUUUGGCCUACAUCCACGAUCCUGAAAAUCGUUAUUUGGAAGAUUUUGGAGUGAUGGGAGAUGUAACGACGGCAAUGCGUGAUCCAGUGUUUUAUCGGUGGCACGGAAUGAUCGAUGGAUUGUUUAGAAGAUUCCUUGAAACGCUCAAUCCUUACACUGCGGCUCAAUUGGGAUACACGGGGGUCAAAAUCAACAGCAUUAGCGCACGCGUUAACAGGGCAAAUGCGCCAAUGAAUAUUCUGUUAACAUAUUGGCAGAGAUCGCAAGUUGAUUUGGCUGCUGGGCUCGAUUUUGGACCUCAAGGAAACGUUUUUGCAACCUUCACUCAUCUCCAGAAUGCUCCAUUCACGUAUGAAAUUAAAGUGACUAACUCUACAGGGUCUCUGAAGCGCGGAACAGCUCGUAUCUUCCUCGCUCCAAAAGUUGAUGAACGUAACACUAGCUUGCAAUUCCGUGAACAACGGCGAUACUUCAUCGAGUUGGAUAAAUUUGGAGUCAAUUUGAAACCGGGAGAAAAUACUCUUACCCGCCGAUCGGAUCAAUCUAGCGUUACUAUACCAUACGACAGAUCCUUCCGCCGCGUUGGAACUAGUCAAACUCCAACCGAUGCGAGGCAACUGGCAGAAUUCCGAUUCUGUGGAUGUGGUUGGCCGCAGCACAUGUUGCUUCCCAAGGGAGCCCCUGAAGGAGUUCAAUUCGAUCUGUUUGUUAUGAUUUCGAACUUUGACAAUGACUCAGUUGGGCAGGAGUUUGAUGAAACGGUUGACUGCAAUGAUGCUCAUUCCUUCUGUGGAAUCCGCGACAAGUUGUAUCCGGACAAACGCACCAUGGGAUUCCCAUUCGAGCGUCGUACUGAGGCAAACGUGGCCACGUUAAGCGACUUCAUGCGACCGUAUUCUAACAUGGCUUCCACUAAUGUGCAAAUCAGGUUCACCAAUACGAUUAUCAGUAGAACUUGAAUUAUGAAGUUAUGAUAAGGAAACCAAACCAUGUUUGUAACCAAAGUAUGAAUUUUUGUAAUGACCAUAAACGAUAGCAAAAUAGUGGAAACUAUAAAUAAAGAAACUUUUUAAGCUGAUACA
Molecule: messenger RNA, 2264 nt
Organism: Aedes albopictus (Asian tiger mosquito)
Lineage: Eukaryota; Metazoa; Arthropoda; Insecta; Diptera; Culicidae
Product: phenoloxidase 8
Exons: 5
Coding region: 75-2141 (688 amino acids)
Molecular function (GO): oxidoreductase activity
Source: RefSeq, a predicted model, not a curated record